Erpetoichthys calabaricus (reedfish) is the source of this 780-nucleotide messenger RNA. RefSeq names its product methylmalonyl CoA epimerase (gene mcee). The transcript is spliced from 3 exons. The record is from RefSeq and is a predicted model, not a curated record. Gene Ontology annotation, molecular function: methylmalonyl-CoA epimerase activity. Gene Ontology annotation, cellular component: mitochondrion. Gene Ontology annotation, biological process: L-methylmalonyl-CoA metabolic process. Bases 25 to 546 code for a protein of 173 amino acids. Lineage: Eukaryota; Metazoa; Chordata; Cladistia; Polypteriformes; Polypteridae.
AAAUAAAGUUGCUUUUGAACAACGAUGGCUGCUGUCUUGUGGAAGGUUACAGGUGUGGCAAAUCAUUUUCGAAAAGUGGUCCCAACAGUUAGGAGGCUAUCUCUGUCAGCAUCAUUAACUCAGGGACGUCCUAGUCCAGUAUGGAAGCUGGGUCGGCUAAACCAUGUUGCCAUUGCUGUGCCAAACCUGGAGAAAGCCACUUCUUUUUACCGUGAUCUGCUUGGAGGCCAUGUCAGUGAAGCUGUGCCUUUGCCAGAUCAUGGUGUUUAUACUGUCUUUGUAGAGCUUGGCAACACCAAACUUGAACUGUUACAUCCGUUGGGGGAGAAGAGCCCAAUUUCAGGGUUUCUGGAGAAGAAUAAAGCAGGAGGAAUGCAUCAUAUCUGUAUUGAGGUGAAUGAUAUUCAUUCAGCAAUAACUGAUCUGAAGGCCAAGAAUAUUCGGAUGCUUUCUUCAGAGCCACGCAUUGGUGCACAUGGGAAGCUGGUGAUGUUCCUUCACCCUAAAGAUUGUGAUGGGGUUCUAGUGGAACUUGAACAAGCCUGAUGUGCUAAGCAGCUCAACAUCGGAGCUGAGAGUAGGGUAUGGAUUAAAGACUUUAGAGAACCGUUUAAUGAUCGAAUGUACAUAAUAUUUUGUACAAGUAUUCAUAUCAUAAAUUAUGAUGAUUUUAGUAGUCUGUAUAGGUGAACUUGAGUUUUAAUUGUGAAGUUUUUUUUCUGUUCUCCAAACGUCUUGUGCUUUCUGUUAUGUCUACAAAAUAAAAUUAUCCACUAGUCA